Molecule: messenger RNA, 5377 nt
Organism: Stegostoma tigrinum
Lineage: Eukaryota; Metazoa; Chordata; Chondrichthyes; Orectolobiformes; Stegostomatidae
Product: leucine-rich repeat transmembrane protein FLRT1-like
Exons: 5
Coding region: 1505-3448 (647 amino acids)
Molecular function (GO): protein binding
Source: RefSeq, a predicted model, not a curated record
CUCUUGCAGUGGGUAGUAGCUGGCUUCUCUGAGACAUCUAUGGAGCUUUCAGACUCAACUUGUUUUUAUUUUGCUCGCUGCAUGAAUGACUGAUGGUUUUGUACCUUGCUCAUGCUGUCUGACUUCAGGUGGGCUGUCUUAUACUCAUUCUUUCUCUCUUUACCCCCUCACUCACUGGAAUAUCUCUUACAUUUUAUGGGUGCUUGACCUGAAUAACAGUACCUGAAGAUGAGUAAACCUUGAACAGAUGUUUGUGAUUGUUUUCCUGACAGCAAAGUAGGAUGGAAAAUCAUCUGGAGAGGAGUAGGAUGAGAGCAUCCAAGUUGGAAACAAUCGAGUUGAUGAACAGGAGCGAGGUCCAACCAGGUUGGGGCUGUUGACAUGUCUGAAACAUCCUGGGAAGGCAGCAAACUGUCAGUUCAGAGGCUACUGGCAUCAAAACCGAAGAUUUUGAACCAGGCACCUUGCCCAGUAUUUCAACCAGAUGAAACCAAACCUGAAGACACUACUGGCCAAAUCGAAAGGGAAGGAAGGUGGUGGGGAAACAGAACAAAACUGAAGCCGAAAAUCUUAGAUAACAAGGUGUAUAGCUGGAUGAACACAGCAGGCCAAGCAGCAUCAGAAGAGUAGGAAAGCCAACGUUUCGGGAAGCCGAAAAUCUUGAUUUUCUUUAGCAAUGCUCUGUGAUGGGGAAAACUUGGGUUGUUUUUCAAAAACAAUCAAGCCUGAAGAAAGAAAAUUUACCUUGUCAGAAAAAGGACAACUGACAGAGCAGUUCUUUGCCAUUUAAACUGCUUAACGUGUCCACAAGAAGAAUUACAAACAACAAGUGCUGGUUUCUCUAGUUAUACAAGUGAACACCACUAUUCAAUGUGCACACUAGGGGUUCCUUUGGAGUUGUGACAGCUCUAAAUUGCAAGUCAAGUGAUUGAACAGAUAAAGGCCAGUGUUUUAUCCCCAUAGCUAUGUAAUGUUACACCAGGAAUCCCACCUACCGCUUGGCCUGCUGUGUUCAUCCAGCUCCACACUUUGUUAUCUCUACUUUAUUCUGGAGACUGCACUCCGUAGUAGAAGGAUUACAGACUGGAGCAUUUUCCUUGCUUACUGCUGAAGAAUCCAGCUUGGAAGUAAUCUGCAAGAAGCUGGUUUGGACUGAGACAAAGAAGAUUCGAAGGACUUUGCCAGCUUUUAGAAAAGACAAAGUCAUGCAAGAGGCUGAAAUCUUUUCAGUAUCUUUUCUUGACUAGGACAGUCUCACUGAGUGUGUGGAAUGUGUACAACGGAAUGUGUGGGGGAUUUGCCUGUGUAAGUGGGUUACUGAGAAACUACUGAUGUGCGCCUGAACCGAAACACUGAACAGACCAGGAGAACCUUGCCAGCACCUAGUUGAUACAUGCCAUUCCAGCUAAUUCUGGAUAAUUCAGAAGAUACAUGAACUAAAAUCACAGCAAAGGAGGUACACUAAGUGGACGAAAAGAUAAACAACAGCUAACUUUACCUCCAAAUGUCACUGCAAACAAUGGAUAUCAAAGAAAGUUUGUUGCUCUGCGUCGUCAUGCCAGCACUUUUGAUGCCAUGUGUCAUGUCCACUUGUCCUGCUUUGUGUCGAUGUGACAAUGGUUUUGUCUACUGCAAUGACAGAGGUUUGACAUCGAUUCCUGCCAAAAUACCGGAAGAUUCUACAACUCUCUUCUUACAAAACAAUCAGAUUAACAAUGCUGGGAUCCCCAGUCAAUUGAAAUAUCUAUUGAACAUAAAAGUGAUUUACCUUUACGAAAAUGCUUUGGAUGAGUUCCCUAUAAACCUUCCCCGAUCUUUGAAAGAGCUGCAUCUUCAGGACAAUAACAUUAGGGCCAUUACACAUGAUGCACUUUCAAGGAUUCCGUUGUUAGAGAAGUUACAUUUGGAUGAUAACUCUGUGUCAACAGUCAGCAUUGAGGAACAUGCUUUUGCUGACAGUAAGCACCUCAAACUGCUCUUUUUGUCCAGGAACCAUCUAAGCAGCAUUCCCACUGGCCUUCCUAAGACACUGGAGGAACUGAGGCUGGAUGACAACCGGAUUGCAACGAUCCCACACUAUGCUUUCAAAGGCUUGGUCAGUUUAAGACGUUUAGUAUUGGAUGGUAAUCUUUUAGCUAAUCAAAGAAUUGCAGACGAGACUUUCAGCAGACUUCAAAACCUGACUGAGCUUUCAUUGAUCAGAAACUCUCUAAUUUUUCCACCACGAAAUCUGCCUGCUUCAAACUUACAAAAGCUCUACCUUCAAGAUAACCUCAUCAGUUACAUUCCAGCCAAUGCUUUUUCUAAAAUGAGACAGAUACAACGGCUAGACAUAUCCAACAACAACUUAACAACUUUGCCAAAAGGAGUCUUUGAUGACCUAGCAAACUUGAGUCAGCUACUCUUGCGCAAUAAUCCCUGGUAUUGUGGCUGCAAAAUGAUGUGGCUCAGAGACUGGUUACAAACAACCGCAUUUCACAUCAAUGUGCGAGGGCUAAUGUGCCAAGGACCUGAUAAAGUUCGAGGAAUGGCAGUCAAAGAUAUCAAAUCAGAAAUGGAUGAGUGCUUUGAGAACAGCUUGCAUGGUAGUAACACAGCUCUGAAACCAACCCCAAUUGUUCGUACAGCUACUGUCACUCAACUGCAAUUCACAUACAAAACAAGACGACCAAAUCUGAAGCCACCAGGUUCCGCUGUGGACCACCCUUUGUCAAGAGGAUCAGGAACAAAACCAAUAAUUAUUAAUGUGAUGCCUUUAACUGCAGACAGCAUUCGCAUCACAUGGAGGGCAACGCUACCAGUCACAUCGUUCAGACUCAGUUGGCUCAGACUCGACCAUAAUCCAUCAGUGGGUUCCAUCACUGAAACUUUGGUACAAGGAGACAAGACUGAAUAUCUUCUCACAGCUCUUGAACCCAAGUCAACCUACAUUAUAUGCAUGGUUACAAUGGAAGCUAACAACUUGUACGUAAGGGACGAAACACCAGUAUGUGCUAAAGCAGAAACUGCAGACUUAUAUAGCCCAACCACAACAUUAAACAGGGAACAAGAGGAAUCUGAUCACGUAGGCCUUCCCUUAGCUGGUAUUAUUGGAGGUGCAACAGCCUUAGUGUUCAUUGUCGUUGUCCUUGCUGCAAUAUGCUAUUACAUUAACAACAACAGGAAUGUUUUUUCACACGACCAGGUGUAUAAUAGGGGUUGCAGAAAAAAAGAUGAUUAUGCAGAAGCGGGGACAAAGAAGGAUAAUUCCAUUUUAGAAAUCAGAGGGAGUGGAUUUCAGAUGAUUCCACUCAAUAAUCAACAGCGACCAAAGGAGGAAUAUGUGAUUCACACCAUAUUUCCAUCCAAUGGGACAAGUCUUUACAAGAACACUCAUAGUACAGCCUUCAGCAGUAACCGAGGUUACAGAGACGGUGGGAUACCAGAUGCUGAAUAUUCUUACACGUGAUUGCAAUAUUGCCUCAUCAUGUGAUCAUCUCCGCUGCACUGCAAACAAAAGAUACUAAAAGAAAUAAAAAAUGUUAGGGAUAAAACACACAAUGUUCAGCAGAAAAUGUCUGGCACAUAUUUUGUACAUUUGUCAUAUAAUUUAUAUUUAAUAUGCUUAAAUGAUUUUAAAAAAGCUGGACACUUGGAAAGAAAACACAGCUACCUAAUUGUGUACAAGCCGGUUUUUCGUUUCUCAUUUUGAUUAUAUGUGGGAUAUAGAGUGAACAGCAUACUUUGGAAGUACAGUUCUAAGGCAACCUAAAGAUAAAAUCCUUUGCUUUAUCUCACCGGAAAACAUCUUAAAGAAGUAUUCCUAAGCAAUGAUGUUUACCCCCAUCCUCUCCCUUGUAGAUUUAUACUGUACAGUCAAAAGUCUGAGUGCGUGCGUGCGCGCGCGCGCACACACACACACACACACACACACACACACACAAACACACACACACUUAAGGCUUUACCCCUCUACUUCUAUCAGAACUAUUUGUUGAUGUUUGUUUAUUUUUUUAUUCUACAAUAUUUUCAAAAAGAGAGAAAAAUAGUUUUAAAUAUUUAGUUCUUUAAUGGUGAUUUUGGACUUUAUCUUAAUUGGAAGAAGAGAUGGAUUUUCAUAGUUAUUUUUUACGAUAACUUUAUGAGAACUUUUUUUUAAAUAUUGACCUUGACUUUUGCCUCUGGCUAAAAACAGUGUGUAUCUAAAUUACAAAUUUCUUGUACUUAAUUGUCAGGCCAGAAUGGAUUCUUGUAGUUAUCUGACCAAUAAUGCUGUUAAUUUUAUCCUUAUUUUAACCCUUUGAGGAUUACAUGUUUUAUUUGAAAGACACUGUGAGCCUCCGUUGUUCUUGGUUUUCGUAUUUUACCACUACUCAAAAUUUUAAAAAGAACUAUAAGCUGUUGCAUUUCAUCUAAAUAAGAUAUAGCUAAAAAUAUAUUGGUUAUGAAUGGAAUGACCUGCUUUCAAUUUUAUAAUACAUUGUUCAAUCAAAAUUGCAGAUUAUUUGUUCUGAAGAAACAUAAUUUCAAAAGUGAUGAGGAAAAUCAAGUGCUCAAAGGUUAGUUAAAAAGAAGUUACAUUGAACGCCGUGAAAAAGACCCCCUUAGAACGGGAUAGAUGCGAAAGGCUUAUACAGUCAAUUGAAAAAAAUCUCUCAAGAUAGUGGGUACACAGUGUUCAGCUUUUGCCAACCUAAGAUCUGGAGACCUGCGAUCUUCAUUUUAAGGGCAGACUCUAGAUUUCUUUGCAGAGGAUGAGGGGUGACACUAGAGACCCUCUAAAUGGAGUUCUUCCCUACUGAGAGUUCCUUCAGAGACAUUUGCACAGUCUACAUUGACAGUUCCCUAUCCAGCUUUUCAACAGGCUAUCACUUGAUUGUUGAAUAUUAUUGAUGGCCUUUUCUAAAUAUUUGGGUGAAAAAUCUCAAAUCCUCUGCCAUUCUACCUGACACAUCCAUAAUCUGGGUUGGAGAAUAACCAAGAAAUCACUUGAAGCUCAGAUCAUGACUUUCCUGUAAAUAAUCUUUAAAGCUGUGUUUAUAAGGUUACAACUGAUCUUUUAAAUAAAUCAGUCUGAAGAUGUGAAAUGUUCUAACCCUUGUAUGGCCACCAAAUAUUGGAAAUGAGAAAAAGUAUUUUCAUACUUAUGAUUGUAUUAUUGUAAUGAUCUAACCUUACACUAUCAUUUGCCAAUUUUCAUACGUUUUAAAUAACUAUGAAGAGUAUUGAUUUCAUUUGAUAUCAAAAAUUUGAGAUUAAUGGCAGCUUCCCUGUACUCCCUUUCCCCCCUCCCCACACCACCUCAUUACUUUUAAAUUCCUUUCAAAAUUAGAAUUAACAAGGCAUACUGUAAUGUAGAUAGCAAGGUGUAGAGCUGGAUGAACACAGCAGGCCAUGC